Molecule: messenger RNA, 1746 nt
Organism: Hevea brasiliensis (rubber tree)
Lineage: Eukaryota; Viridiplantae; Streptophyta; Magnoliopsida; Malpighiales; Euphorbiaceae
Product: protein phosphatase 2C 37
Exons: 4
Coding region: 164-1453 (429 amino acids)
Biological process (GO): protein dephosphorylation
Cellular component (GO): cytosol; nucleus
Molecular function (GO): cation binding; protein serine/threonine phosphatase activity
Source: RefSeq, a predicted model, not a curated record
UAUAAUGGGUCAAUUCUGUCUCUGGAAGAAGAUCUCUCUAUCUAAGUUCGUUUCUCUGUUCAUUUUCUUGAGAGCCUGUUCUUGCUAAUAACAUAUAUUUGAGAUUUGCGCUUCUGAUUUUGGUAAUUGAUUUUUGAAGUUGGAAAGAGGGAGAAUUACGCUAAUGGCUGGGAUUUGCUGUGAAGUUGUUGCUGAGAGUGAGGCAGCUGCCGUAGUUGAACCAAGCUCACGAGUUUCAAGGCGGAGAAGAUUGGAACUCCGGCCAUUCAAGGUCAUCACCGAUGCUGCUGUGCAACCACCGUUGGAAAACGGCAGGAAACGGCCGAAACUCGAUCCUGUUCCUCUUCCACUCGGCUCUCAUGCAUCAAAGUCUCCCCGUGACCACGACAACGCAGUAGAGACUUGCAAACCGAGAGAUGAUAAUUGUAAUGAAAAUGAACAAAUUGAAAAUUCUAAGAAGAACGAGUACUUGAGUUCAAAUCAUCAAUCAAUCAACGGUAGCUCAGAUUCUGAAAAAUUGGAUCAUAAAGCGGCAGAGCAGUCCCUCAAAUUUGGCACGACUUCUGUUUGUGGUAGAAGAAGAGACAUGGAAGACGCAGUUUCGAUAAGGACGUCCUUUGCCGGCGGGAAAACUUUUUUCUUCGGUGUAUUUGAUGGUCACGGUUGCUCUCAUGUGGCGAUGAAGUGUAAAGAUCGGCUACACGAGAUUAUGAAAGAAGAAAUCGAAAGAUUCGACGAAGUGAAGUGCGUUGAGUGGAAGGAAGCGAUGGCGAGAAGCUAUGCGAAGAUGGACAAUGAGCUGGAGGAGUGGUGCAACAAAGGAGAUAAGAACACUAACUGCCGGUGCGAGCUCCAGACUCCGCAGUGCGACGCCGUUGGAUCCACGGCUGUAGUUGCAGUUGUAACGCCGAACAAGAUCGUAGUCUCCAACUGCGGCGACUCCCGCGCCGUACUAUGCCGCAACGGAGUAGCUAUCCCCCUUUCUUCCGAUCACAAGCCUGAUCGACCGGAUGAAUUGGCUCGAAUCCAAGCCGCUGGUGGCCGUGUAAUCUACUGGGACGGUGCAAGAGUCCUGGGAGUUUUGGCCAUGUCGAGAGCAAUUGGUGAUAACUAUUUGAAACCGUAUGUAAUAUCGGAGCCGGAGGUUACCGUGACGGAACGGGCGGCGGAGGAUGAGUGUUUGAUACUGGCGAGUGAUGGCCUGUGGGACGUGGUAUCAAAUGACACCGCAUGUGGAGUCGCACGUAUGUGCCUACGUGCACAGCGGCAGAAGCGGCCAUCACCACCGGGAUUGCCCGGCGGCGAGUCUGUCGUGGGCAGUGGUACGGGUGAAAGCUCCGAUAAGGUCUGCUCGGAUGCUUCAAUGCUGCUGACGAAGCUAGCCCUGGCCAGGCAUAGUACGGACAAUGUGAGCGUUAUCGUGGUUGAUUUAAGAACGAAUCAACAGUCAUGAACAAGAAUAAUAGUACAUAUAGUAAUUGGAACUGUUAUGAAAAAAUAAUGAAAAGGAAAAAAAUGAAAAAUAUGGAGUAGUUUUAUUUAGCUUUAAAUUGUAUAUUUGUAAAGUCUCCUUCUGAAAGAAGGGGAUAAAGGAUCAAAGGACAAUCGAAAAUUUCCGUAUGGGAUUUGGUUUUUGAGGCUGGAGAAUGAUUAUUGACGUAGAGUUGUGGUGGGGAAUACUAAUUUUUAUGGUUCUAAAAUGCGUAUAAAUCUUAGGGUAAGGACAUUUUAUUCCUCAUCAUUUAA